This is a messenger RNA of Impatiens glandulifera, 2702 nucleotides long. RefSeq lists its product as uncharacterized. NCBI's taxonomy places the organism in Eukaryota, Viridiplantae, Streptophyta, Magnoliopsida, Ericales, Balsaminaceae. Gene Ontology annotation, molecular function: catalytic activity. Bases 450 to 2396 code for a protein of 648 amino acids. The transcript has 7 exons. The record is from RefSeq and is a predicted model, not a curated record.
CAAAGUAAGUACACAACGGGCAGCAGGAGAGAGAGAGAAAGAGUUUGCAAAACCCAAUCUGCUGGUUUUGAAUCCCUCCUCCUCCUGUUUACGCUUCUUCUUCUUCUCUCUCCUCGCCAUUUCACAUUUCGGCCCUGCCCUAGACUUUCCUUCCUUCCUUCCAUUCUGUAAUUCCAAUUCAUCAGCUGAGCCUUUUCUUCGCUCGCCAUACUCAUAUAGUAACCGCUCGGAUCGAGAAAGCAAGCCGCCUUCCAAUUUCAAUGAUUGAUUGAUUGAUUCAUUAUUAACAUGCGUUAUGAAUGAUCGGUCUCGGAGACAGAUCUUCCUGUCCUGUCCAGUCCAGUGUCCACAAAUGCCUUCGAAUCUCCUAGAUUUGAUUUUUGACAGCAGGUAGAAAGAAAGAAAGAAAGAAAGAAGAUCACUGCUGCAUUUAAGUGAAUAAUAAGAAUAUGGCAGCAGCAGCAGCAUUAGCAGGAGGCAGCAGCAAGGGCCUGCUUGAGAAAAUGCGGCGCUUUAUAUGGACAAUAUACUUCAUGCUGGCAAUGUUGGCAUCCCUUCUGGUUGCCUCAUCGUCUUUAUUGGUGGCUAUACUUGAUAUAUUGGUGCCUUGUUUUUUAACUUCCAGUUUCACCUGCAUUUGCUGCUACAGCUUCAAGGACCAUCUACACAGAUAUGCUUUUACCACCUCCUUCACAGAUAUUCCUCUCCUCUCUCUCAUCAGAUCUCUCAUUAUCACUUGUGUUUAUUCUUUGUAUGACGGCCCUGCACUCUCACACGGCCCAUAUCUUGGCAUCGUCACGCUCUGUUCUUUUAUUUCAAUCCUUCUCCUCUCCGUCAAGGCUUGUUUUUUCUCCCUUAACUCACAACUUGAACCCGACCACCCUUCAUAUUCUCUCGCAACACAGAACCUUCACUUUAAGAAAUCAUGGGGGAUGCCCAUCUUGUUCCUAUCUUCCGUCGUAUUUGCCCUUGGACAUAUUGUUAUUGCUUACAGAAUCAGCUGCAAAGCGCAGAGGAAGUUCUUCUUCCACAGAUCACUUGACACAGGAGAUGUACUUCCAUGUAAAAUCACUUUUUCUAGCUUUCAGAAGAUUCCUCGAUCCCCAACUCCAGCUGGUAAAACACCAAAAGGUGAUUGUGAAGCAAGGCAAAAAUCAUCUCCAAUAAUAACAUCUCAUGAGGAAAAGGAGUUUCCGGUCAGAUUUCUAGCUGAUGUUGACAGCUUAUUCAUCUCUUGUGAUGGGCUAACUGUCCACUACAAACUGAGCAUGCCUUGUUCACCUUCACGUUCCUUAUCCUCCACAACAUUUCUCAAUGCACCGGCACUGAAUGUUGCACCGAGAACACAUUAUCCUCUACAUAGAAGUUCAAGCAAUAAGUUUCACACAUCCUCAUUGUAUGCUCCGUUGUUGGUGGGAAAUCCAUCUCCUCGACUCUCUGACGAAAUAAUUCCAGUCCUAAGUCUUGAUGAUGGAGGUGGUCGUGAGGAAGAAAUGUGUGCAUUGAAACUCUCUUCUUUUGAGUAUGAUCUGGAAGCAAAUGAUCAGACUGGCAUUGUUUUGGUGCAUGGUUUUGGAGGGGGUGUUUUUUCAUGGAGGCAUGUGAUGGGACCCCUUGCUUUGCAGCUUGGCCAUACUGUUGCUGCUUUUGACCGGCCAGGUUGGGGAUUGACUUCAAGACCACGUCGAAAAGAUUGGGAGGAAAGUCAUAUGCGUAAUCCGUACAAAUUUGAGAGUCAGGUUGAUUUGCUGCUUUCUUUCUGUUCCAAGGUUGGGUUUAAAUCAGUUAUACUUAUUGGUCAUGAUGAUGGAGGCCUUCUUGCCUUGAAGGCUGCACAAAAGAUCCAUGAAUCGCUAGAUAAAACACAGGUGAACAUAAAGGGAGUGGUAUUGCUAAAUGUAAGCUUGUCAAGGGAAGUUGUUCCUGCCUUUGCUAGAAUACUUUUGCAUACUUCACUGGGAAAGAAGCAUAUGGUUCGCCCUUUAUUGCGGACUGAAAUAACUCAGGUUGUCAAUAGACAUGCCUGGUAUGAUUCUGGCAAGCUAACACGAGAUAUUUUGCGCCUUUACAAGGCUCCAUUAUGUGUGGAAGGUUGGGAUGAAGCACUUCACGAGAUAGGAAAAUUGUCAUCGGAGACUGUCCUUGCACCACAAAAUAUAUCAUCAUUGUUGGAGUCGAUUAAGGACCUGCCUGUGUUGGUUAUUGCUGGCGUUGAAGAUGUUCUCGUCCCUCUCAGAACAGUCCAAGCGAUGGCCUUCAAUCUGGAGAAUUCUAAACUGGUGGCAAUAUCAGGGUGUGGUCAUCUUCCUCACGAAGAGUGCCCAAAAGCGUUGCUAGCGGCCAUAACACCCUUCAUCACCAGAGUUCUGUUAGAUCCAGGUAUCCAGAAUCAAUAGUUUUCUUCUUAUAAAUUUUCUGCCUGUGUAAAUUCUUUUGGGAACACUUUUUAGAGUUUUGACAUGGGGUAGUAGUAGUAGUAGUAGUAGUAAGGGUAGUUUGUUUGCCCUUUUAUUUUCUUAGUUUUAGUUGUAAGCUCUGCCUGCUUGUUAUUUUGAUGUUUUUAUUUAAAGCGUUUACCACUUACUUCAAUGUGGGGUGCUGCGGAAGGACAAUUUUGUACAUGUUGUGAGAACCAAGUUGAUUUUUCACAUUUUCCAUUCAUUGUCGUGUUAGUUAAUGGUUUGAGGUCAAUUAGUAUUUGA